This is a messenger RNA of Diprion similis, 804 nucleotides long. RefSeq names its product putative nuclease HARBI1. The transcript is spliced from 4 exons. Lineage: Eukaryota; Metazoa; Arthropoda; Insecta; Hymenoptera; Diprionidae. The record is from RefSeq and is a predicted model, not a curated record. Bases 1 to 804 code for a protein of 267 amino acids.
AUGGUGCGAUUAGAACAACUAAUACAAUUAGUUGGUCCGAAAAUCGCAAAAAAAGAUACGCCAAUGAGACAGGCUAUUCCAGUAAAAGAACGCAUGGUGGUAAUCCUUCGCUUUUUAGCAUCCGGUGAUUCUUACAGCAGUUUACAAUUUUUAUUCCGAAUACCUGUUUGUACAAUCAGUCGAAUAGUGACUGAAACAACGAGAGCUAUUUAUGACGUCCUGAAGAGAGAAUAUUUGAGGUUCCCGAAUACUGCAGAAGAUUGGUUACGAAUUUCUGAAACCUUCAAUGAGCGAUGGAAUUUUCCUCAUUACUUAGGUGCCCUUGAUGGGAAACACUUUGUCAUCCAAGCUCCGAACAAUAGUGGAAGUACUUAUUAUAACUACAAAGGAACUCAUAGCAUAAUUCUGAUGGCGACCGUCGAUGCAAAUUACAAAUUUACGUAUAUAGAUGUAGGGUAUAAUGGCCGAGCAUCUGACGGCGGAGUUUUCGAAAAUUCGUCUCUGAAAAAAGGUCUGGAAGAAAACACUGUGCGAUUACCACCGCCAGAACCUUUGCCUGGAAGAGAAAUUCCCGUUCCCUAUGUGUUCGUUGCUGACGAUGCAUUUGUAAUGAGAUCGUAUAUUUUAAAACGCUAUCCCUUCCGCAAUCAACCAGCACCAAAUCUAUUAUUCAAUUAUAGGCUCUCAAGAGCGCAUAGAAUUGUCGAAAAUGCAUUUGGAAUUAUCGCCAAUACAUUUCGAGUUCUACGAAGGCCUAUUGACCCUUUAACUGCCACUGUAGCAAAUUUGCUACGUUCACUUUGA